Messenger RNA from Debaryomyces fabryi, 1344 nucleotides. Its product is annotated as SCF ubiquitin ligase complex subunit. The transcript has a single exon. Gene Ontology annotation, cellular component: SCF ubiquitin ligase complex. Bases 1 to 1344 code for a protein of 447 amino acids. Gene Ontology annotation, molecular function: protein binding. NCBI's taxonomy places the organism in Eukaryota, Fungi, Ascomycota, Pichiomycetes, Serinales, Debaryomycetaceae. Gene Ontology annotation, biological process: SCF-dependent proteasomal ubiquitin-dependent protein catabolic process. The record is from RefSeq and is a predicted model, not a curated record.
AUGAGUAGUGGGACUUCUUUGAUUGAUGUUAGCUUACAGAAUGAAGUUGGUUCUCAUAUUAAGCUGCAGGCAAGUUUAUCAGCUAAAGAUAAUGAAGCAAUAACAUUAUUUGAGAAAGGAAUUGAGAAAGAGUCUCAUGGAUCUAUGUCGGAUGCAGUGGAAUUCUACAGAAAGGCCUUUCGGAUAAAUGAAAAAGUGGAUUUGUUAUAUAGGACUAAACGAGUACCUCAUAAUGUUUACAAAUUGAAACAAGAAGGGGGCAAAAAUAUUGCUAAACGAGUAGAUGAAGCUAGGGUGCGAUCCAUUGAUGUUGAUGCAUUACUUGAAUCAUUUGCUAACGCUGAAGCUCAUGCACCAGAUCCAUUCAAUCCAGAGCAUCAGCAAGAUGAAAUGGUGACCAUUAAGUUUGAAAAUUUAGACUUGAAUGAGGAUUCUAUGAAGAAUAUACAACCAAUUUCGCCAUUAAUGCAUUUACCAAACGAUAUAUGGAUGCAUAUAUUUGAAAUACUUCUAACAACGAAUCCAGAAUCAUGGUUUAAUUUUUCAAUAACAUGUAAAAAGAACGCAUAUCUUGGUUUGGGGUCAAAAAAUAUUUGGAGAAAGUUAUGCUAUUUGAUUUAUCCACAACAGGUUUAUUAUGAAAAUAAGUUGUACUUGGAGUCAAUGCAGACGUUAGAUAUGCCUAAAGAUCUUUCGUUACCUGUGCCACAUGAUCAGUUGUCGAUUUUACCCCAAUAUCAAAACUCUUGGAAGUACAUGUUACGUAACAGGCCAUUUGUCAAGUUUUAUGGCUGCUACAUAAGUGUCGUCAACUACUAUAGCGAAGGGGGAAAGGCAGAAUUUUCUAGUAGUUGGUCUAAUCCUGUCAAGACCAUUACGUACUACAGAUACAUACGGUUUUAUCCCGAUGGAACAUGCGUCAAGGUUCUAUCGACGUUGGAGCCUAACAAAGUAAUUCCAAACUUACUGAAAUACAACACACAAAAGAGUCUUAUUCCAACUGUUGCAGAUCCAAGAGCUAAAACAGUAUUGGCAAAUGCCCCAGUUCCUACGAAAGAGAGCCAUAAUAUAUAUCAUGGAAAGUGGACUAUGUCAACUACCGGCGAGAUCCACAUUGAAAUAAAUGAAGGUUCUGUUCCAUAUUACAACUUCCAUUAUCAUUUCCAGAUUAAAUCAUUGGGUGGUAUAUUCAAACAUAGCAAGCUAAAUUGGAUAACAUAUUACGCUAUCCGUAAAAAAAUGAGUCCAAACGAUGAUAGAGAGGGCGAGCAAACGGAAUUCCCUCUCAAGAACGAAAAGGCAUUUAAGUUUCUGAAAGUUAGAAGCUACAAAGUUGACAAUUAG